UACCGUGAAUCCGUGAUAAAUAUCAAAAUUGACUUAUAAAAAUAAAAUAUCAGUUUCAUUUCCUUAUACAUGACCAGAGGAAAAUAAUUUCUUUUAAUAAAAAAAACUUAGAAUCGAAACGAAAAAUCGCCAUGAAUCCCAAAAUCCUCUUCGUGUUUGCUCUGCUUCUGAAUCUCGUAUCCAAUUCGUUCCAAAACCCUAACCCUAAAACCCCCAAAUCAACGUCAUCGCAGGCUCACGUGGAGCUCAUCAACCACGGCUUACCCGCCGGUCUUCUCCCCGCCACCACCGUCUUGGGCUACGCCGUGAACCGUACCUCCGGUGACUUUACCGUCAAGCUCGGCGGCGCGUGCAAGAUCACGCUCCCGCCGGACAACUACGUCGCCACCUAUUCCGACACCAUCACAGGGAAGAUCGUGAAGGGGAAAAUCGCUGAACUCGAGGGGAUUAGGGUUCGCGCGUUCUUCAAGUGGUGGUCCAUCACCGGAAUCCGCUCCUCCGGCGAUGAUAUCGUCUUCGAGGUCGGUAUGGUCACGGCGAAGUAUCCAUCGAAGAAUUUCGACGAUAGCCCCGCGUGCGAGGGCCAGCACUCUUCUUCGUGAAAAGGGUAUUAGCUACUUAUUCGCAGCCUUCGUGUGUUAUGUAAUGAUAUAGCAUCCAUCCAGUGUCCACUAAGUGCAGAUUGUGUGUAAUGUAAUAUUACAAGGAUAGUAUUACUUUUACAUCAUCGUAUUUAUGCCACGACGAAUCCACUUUAAUGUUCAUAUUACCCCUGAAUAAGGCCACUUUGGACGUUUCUUAUUUAAUAUUCUCUGUUGUAGUAGUAUGGCCAUGUAAAUUAUCUCCCUUUUUUUCCUUACAUUAUCAAAUUAAUUAGUAAAUGAUUUAGUUAA
Glycine soja is the source of this 893-nucleotide messenger RNA. RefSeq lists its product as uncharacterized. The record is from RefSeq and is a predicted model, not a curated record. Bases 132 to 602 code for a protein of 156 amino acids. NCBI's taxonomy places the organism in Eukaryota, Viridiplantae, Streptophyta, Magnoliopsida, Fabales, Fabaceae. The transcript has 2 exons.